Messenger RNA from Postia placenta MAD-698-R-SB12, 1170 nucleotides. RefSeq lists its product as hypothetical. The coding region runs from base 1 to 1170 and encodes 389 amino acids. Lineage: Eukaryota; Fungi; Basidiomycota; Agaricomycetes; Polyporales; Adustoporiaceae. The record is from RefSeq and is a predicted model, not a curated record. The transcript is spliced from 3 exons.
AUGACCAUCAUGCCCUCGUACCUUCGUAAUCUCUUCGGUGGCUCUAAUGCGUCAUCGCCUGCAGGGACGUCGAAGUCUCAUAGCCGCUCACGCUCAGCGGGCCCUGCACCCGCAAACAUCUAUGCUCCGCGUGGAAGCAUGGACUCUGGUGCGAAUGUGCCUCGCAAUUACAGCUACACCUCUCAAGCGACAAACCCCUCGCCCCUCCGCUAUCCUACCGACACGAGAACGCUGCAUGGCUAUGGCAGACGAGCGGCUGCCACUCCGUACGCAGAGCCACGCGCACAUGUCAUCCGCAGGGCGAGCUACAAAGCACGCGAACCCGCGAACUAUGCAAUGCACACGCCCUCGGCAAAGUACACGACGCCUCCGAGCUCACGCUCGAACUCGAGUUCCUCGCUGUAUGGGAUGGGUGUACCGCGAACCCCUAGCUCCGACGCAGGACACUAUAGCUCCUCUUCGGACAGGCGGCCCCCCUUCCGACACAAUCAAAGCUGGCAACCUGGCAGCAGUGCCGGAAGCACAUCUUCCUAUGGAUCAGUCCGUGGGCACUCUCCCGUUCCGUCAGGUUCGCACUCGCGGCCAAGGACACCCUGCCUUCACAUGCAUCCGCUUCUCGCGCACACCCGCCUCCACCACGCCCCGCUGAACUACGAUGUCGUCUUUACACCCUCAGCGCGCACUGUGCUCGAUCGCGCGACACAUUCCCCCAUUCCCGCGCACACCCUUUCUCAGCCCGCCACCGAGCCGCCGAUGCCGGCUGGCGCACGACUGGUCCUGCGUUCGCACAAGUUCCCAUGGCCCGUCGUCGUUACCUCCCCUAGCGCAGUGAGCGCAUCGCCUGGCCCUCGGUUCACCGUCGGCCCGCCGACGCACGCGCGGUCCGCGUCCGGGGGCUCGAUCUCGAACCUAGACGUCCUGUACGCGGUGCACACGACGCUCAUGACGCAGAUCACGCCCGAGGAGUGGGAGGCCCUCGGGCGCGGCAGUCGCGCGCAGCAGAAGGUAACGCGGGCAUACGAGCGGCGGUGCACGCGUAUGGGCGGCGGCUGGGAGGGUGGCGUACGCCGGGUCGACUGGCUCGGAGAGAAGACGCGACUUGUUGGCGUCGAGGUCGACAAGAGCGGCGGCGGCGGCGGUAGUGGGAAGCUUGUCUUUUCCAGGGCAUGA